CAAGGGUCUGAGGUCCCAAGUCCUGGCUUUGUUACUGCACCAACUCCCAUCCUUCCUCCUUCUCAGCCCAUGGCUCAGGGCCACACCUAGAGCAGGGCCAGCCUCAGGGCUGCAGGGGCAAUGUGACUGGAGGGGUGACUGCAGGCUGCCAGGUGGGGGCCUUGCACUCUGCUGGCAGCGGGAAUCAGAGAAGCAGUAACAGGAUCCUCCGGAGGAUCUGGCAGUGCUGAGGGUGGAGGGCUAUGAUCGGGUUGCAGCCCUGCUGUGAGUUUUCCACUGGGUGGCUUUUUCUACCUUGGGAAAGAGUGGGGCUGGGCUGGGAGUCUGAACUCUGGGGCUGGGGGUGCCCAAGGUGAGGGCAGGAAAGAGAGGCUAAAACUGUGGCGGCUGCAGUGGGGAGCCAGGACCAAGCCCUGGGCCCCGAACAGCCACGCUGGGGCAGUGAUCAGUGCUGCUCUGCGGUCUUGCAGGGCAUCAGGCACGGCCAAUGCAUUCCAGGAGCGGCUGAAAUCCAAGCUGGGGGUAAUGAAAGGCAGCCGCGGCUCCUAAGCCGCACAUCUCUGAUCCACCCUCCCGCCCGCCCUCUGCUGCCCACUGGCCAUGUAAGAGCCACCUGGGUGGCCGAAGCUGCUGGUCAGAGGUGGUAGAGAAGGCGGUGGGUCCAUGACGCUGCCUGAGCCCGGGAGCCUUGGGGACCGUGAGCAUCAAGUGAGCUUCCCAGGCUCCUGAGGGUCCUGGCCAGCUCUGAAGAUGCCGACCAAUGGCCUGCACCAGGUGCUGAAGAUCCAGUUUGGUCUUGUCAAUGACACCGACCGCUACCUGACAGCCGAGAGCUUUGGCUUCAAGGUCAAUGCCUCAGCUCCCAGUCUCAAGAGGAAGCAGACAUGGGUGCUGGAGCCCGACCCUGAGCAGGGCACGGCGGUGCUGUUUCGCAGCAGCCACCUGGGCCGCUACCUGUCUGCAGAGGAGGAUGGGCGUGUGGCCUGCGAGGCAGAGCAGCCAGGCCGUGACUGCCGCUUCUUGGUCCUGCCACAGCCUGAUGGGCGCUGGGUGCUGCAGUCGGAGCCACAUGGCCGCUUCUUCGGUGGCACCGAGGACCAGUUAUCCUGCUUUGCCACGGCCAUCUCCCCAGCAGAGCUGUGGACUGUGCAUCUGGCCAUCCACCCGCAGGCCCACCUGUUGAGCAUCAGCCGGCGGCGCUAUGUGCACCUGUGCCCACAGGAGGACGAGAUGGCAGCAGAUGGGGACAUGCCAUGGGGUGUGGACGCGCUGCUCACGCUCAUCUUCCAAAGCCGGCGGUACUGCCUCAGGGCCUGUGACAGCCGCUACCUGCGUAGCGACGGCCGCUUGGUCCGGGAACCCGAGGCCCGCGCGUGCUACACGCUGGAGUUCAAGGCGGGCAAGCUAGCUUUCAAGGACUGUGACGGUCGAUACCUGGCACCAACGGGGCCUGCAGGCACAAUCAAGGCUGGCCGCAACACACGGCCUGGCAAGGACGAGCUCUUUGAUCUGGAGGAGAGUCACCCCCAGGUGGUCCUGGUGGCUGCCAACCGGCGCUACGUUUCUGUGAGGCAAGGCAUCAAUGUCUCAGCCAAUCAGGAUGAGGAGCAGGACCACGAGACCUUCCUGAUGCAAAUUGACCAGGAGACAAAGAAGUGUACCUUCUACUCCAGCACGGGGGGCUACUGGACCCUGGUCACCCACGGUGGCAUUCAGGCCACAGCCACACAAGUAUCUGCCAGCACCAUGUUUGAGGUGGAAUGGCGUGGUCGGCGGGUGGCACUCAAAGCCAGCAAUGGGCGCUACGUGUGCAUGAAGAAGAACGGGCAACUGGCAGCCAUCAGUGACUUUGUGGGUGAGGAUGAGGAGUUUGUCCUCAAGCUCAUUAACCGGCCCAUCCUGGUGCUUCGAGGCCUGGAUGGCUUUGUCUGCCACCGGCGUGGCUCCAACCAGCUGGACACCAACCGCUCGGUGUACGAUGUCUUCCACCUGAGCUUCAGCGACGGUGCCUAUCAGAUCCGAGGCCGCGGCGGCGGGUUCUGGUACACAGGCAGUCACGGAGCUGUGUGCAGUGACGGCGAGCGCGCAGAGGACUUCCUCUUCGAGUUCCGUGAGCGCAGCCGCCUGGCCAUCAGAGCCCGAAGUGGCAAGUACCUGCGUGGCGGGGCUUCAGGGAUGCUGCGCGCCGACGCUGAUGUGCCUACCGGGGUGGCACUCUGGGAGUACUGAGGACAGCACCGAGGACAGCUGCGGGUACAGGGCCCACCAGCCCCCAUUAAAUUGUCUAUCAGCACAGGA
Molecule: messenger RNA, 2298 nt
Organism: Cavia porcellus (domestic guinea pig)
Lineage: Eukaryota; Metazoa; Chordata; Mammalia; Rodentia; Caviidae
Gene: Fscn2
Product: fascin actin-bundling protein 2, retinal
Exons: 5
Coding region: 751-2229 (492 amino acids)
Biological process (GO): cell migration; actin filament bundle assembly; establishment or maintenance of cell polarity
Cellular component (GO): cytoplasm; actin cytoskeleton
Molecular function (GO): actin filament binding; protein-macromolecule adaptor activity
Source: RefSeq, a predicted model, not a curated record